Sinocyclocheilus anshuiensis is the source of this 531-nucleotide messenger RNA. RefSeq names its product armadillo repeat-containing protein 7-like. The coding region runs from base 1 to 492 and encodes 163 amino acids. The record is from RefSeq and is a predicted model, not a curated record. Lineage: Eukaryota; Metazoa; Chordata; Actinopteri; Cypriniformes; Cyprinidae. The transcript is spliced from 3 exons.
AUGGCAGGAAAGAAUCGCUUCUCAGUGUCUGACAGGUUUGAGUACCUGCAGGGUCUGGUCACAGAGUUUCAGGACACUGACAGUGAGGAUGCAGCCAGACCCUUCUCGGCAAACCUGGCCAACUUUGCCUACAAUCCAUCCAACAUUGAAGCGCUGCGAUUGCUCCAGGUCAAUGAGCUCUUCUUGGACAUGCUGACAGAAGAGAAUGAGAACUUUGUGGAGUUUGGAAUUGGUGGUUUGUGUAACUUCAGUAAGGAGCGGGAGUCCCGUGAUCUGAUCCUGAAAAGCGGCGGAGUCCCAUUAGUGAUAUCCUGCCUGUCGAGUAACACAGAUGAGACGGUUCUCUCUGCCAUCACAUUAAUGAACCUCACCACAGCAACCUCGCGCGCUGAGACCACAGACAGCGCAGUGGUGCAGUGCAUGCUGCGCUUCUCCCUCACACAGAACCCGCGCCUCAGGAACCUGGCGUCUGUCUUCCUGCAGGACUACUGACUACUGCACACAGGAACAAGUAGACAAAGCCAAUCAGCG